Belonocnema kinseyi is the source of this 927-nucleotide messenger RNA. RefSeq names its product lipase 3-like. The coding region runs from base 1 to 918 and encodes 305 amino acids. Gene Ontology annotation, biological process: lipid metabolic process. The record is from RefSeq and is a predicted model, not a curated record. The transcript has 8 exons. Lineage: Eukaryota; Metazoa; Arthropoda; Insecta; Hymenoptera; Cynipidae.
AUGGUAUUAAAAAUAGUCGUUUUGAUGUACUUUGUCAAUGGUUUUAUUAUUUUGGGAUUGGCCGGACCUUUUGAUAAGGCAAAAAAAAUUAAUGAUGUGGUUGAAGAUUACGGUUAUCCGUUUGAAAUAUACAAUCUUGGAACAGAAGAUGGGUACAUUCUGCAAAUACAUAAUAUACCUUUUGGACGAAACGUAUUAAAAGGGAGUCCUAAAAAUAAUAAACCAGUGGUUCUCGUCAUGCAUGGAAAUUUAGGAUCUUCAGCAGACUGGGUUGUAACUGGUCCCAGUAAUGGUUUAGCUUUUCUUUUGGCUGAUAGCGGCUACGACGUAUGGCUCGGAAAUAAUCGAGGGAAUACAUACUCUAAAAAUCACACGAUGUUUCUGGAAACAAGUUACGGAUUCUGGGAUUUUAGUUGGCAUGAAAUGGGAAUCCAGCAAGUCUUCACGAAGAAAUUCUGCGAAGACAUAUCCUUCACGAAGCCGCUUUGUUUUAUGGUCAUAUCUUCGGUUAGUGGACAAGGUGGGGCUGGACAAAACACGACUAUUUUGGCUGGGUUGCUUCCUUACUUUCCUGCUGGAUGCUCUACGAAGCAGUUACUUCAUUUUGGAUUUGGCUUUGAAAAUCCCAAUACGUUUCGCCAAUACGACUAUGGAGUAGCCAAAAAUUUGAUAAAAUAUAAAUCAGUAACUCCUCCAGAAUAUCCCCUGGAAAAGGUUACAGUGCCUGUAGCUAUUUAUCAUGGAACUAACGACUUCUUAGUUGACCCAAAGGACAUCGCCUUGCUUGAAAAUAAACUGAAAAAUAUUGUUCGAGUUUCAAUCUGCAAUGCAAGUUUAAAUCAUUUUGAUUUCAAUUAUGGUAGUAACAUACGUAUGGAAGCAUACAAUGAUGCUCUGAAAUUGAUGGAAGGGUACUAACCUUAUAAA